GUCUAAUCUACUUUGAACAAGUGUGUGUUUCAUAUACUAGCCCCGGCUCCUUUCCCCCUCCAUGCCGAACAAUCCCUGCCUCUUCCCCGGACCUAUAUGCCUCGGCAUCCCCGCAAUCACUAGCCGGAGAUAGGUCAACUCGUCCGAACUACCGGACCUCGUUGUUUUAAAUCGAACUUCUUGUCCAUUGCUCGACCAGGGAAAACCAACGUUCGUAUUCUUCAUUUUAAUUAACCUGGUUGAAAGUUGUGCGAUAUUCGCCUUUUGAAUUGCUUGAUACGCAUCUGAGAGUCCUUCUCCUGCCUAUUGGACAAACGCGAUGGCCGACGAAACUGCCCUCCAUGACUUUCCAUCCCUCUUCUCCCUCAAGGGCAAAGUCGCCGUCGUGACGGGUGGCUCGCGUGGUCUGGGUCUGAAUGCAGCAUCGGCCUUCCUCCAAGCCGGCGCCUCCAAAGUCUUCAUCACCUCCCGUAAAUCCAGCGCCUGCGACACCGCUGUGUCCAAACUAAACUCCCUCCCGAAUCUGCAACCAGGCGCCCUCGCCAUCUCCGUCCCUGCCGACAGCUCCACCAUCGCAGGCAUCGAGUCCCUCCUCGCCCAAGUAUCACAACACACCGAUCACGUCGAUAUCCUCUUCGCCAACGCUGGCGCCACGUGGGGCGAAUCCUUCGACAAGCACCCGGACUCGGCCUUUGCGAAAGUCAUGGACUUGAACGUGAAAUCCGUCUUCACUACCAUCCGGCUCUUUGCUCCUUUGUUACAGAAAAACGCGAGUAUCGACGAUCCCUCGCGGGUAGUAAUCACCGCUAGUGUGGCCGGAUUGGGCAUUGGCACGCUGGGGAAGCAGGGGACGUACGGUUACAGUGCUUCGAAGGCGGCGGUGAUCCAUUUGGGACGAAAUCUGGCGGUCGAGUUGGGGCCUAGACAUAUAACGGUGAAUAGUAUCUGUCCCGGAUUCUUCCCGACUAAGAUGUCGAAUGGGUUGCUGGAUUUGACUGGGGGGUACGAGGCGCAUGCGAGGGAGAACCCGAUGAAGAGACUUGGGAAGCCCGAGGACAUUGCUGGGAUUGUGGUUUAUUUGAGUAGUCGUGCUGGGGCGCAUGUGAAUGGGGCUGCGAUUGAGCUUGACGGGGGUGCCUUGUGGAAUAGGGGGCAGUUGUCUGAAGUGGGUUCCAAGUUGUGAAUUAGUGUACGAGCUCGAACAAAGUCUUGGAGUGGUUUGAGGUGACACGGCUGGAUGUGCGUCUCGAUUGAAGCUCAUGCUCAAUGUAUAAAUAUGCGGUAUCAGAAUGCGUCU
Messenger RNA from Pseudomassariella vexata, 1297 nucleotides. Its product is annotated as putative NADPH-dependent beta-ketoacyl reductase. The record is from RefSeq and is a predicted model, not a curated record. Gene Ontology annotation, molecular function: oxidoreductase activity. The transcript is spliced from 2 exons. Bases 320 to 1183 code for a protein of 287 amino acids. Lineage: Eukaryota; Fungi; Ascomycota; Sordariomycetes; Amphisphaeriales; Pseudomassariaceae.